Molecule: messenger RNA, 2150 nt
Organism: Lotus japonicus
Lineage: Eukaryota; Viridiplantae; Streptophyta; Magnoliopsida; Fabales; Fabaceae
Product: thiamine biosynthetic bifunctional enzyme TH1, chloroplastic
Exons: 10
Coding region: 91-1782 (563 amino acids)
Biological process (GO): thiamine biosynthetic process
Cellular component (GO): chloroplast
Molecular function (GO): thiamine-phosphate diphosphorylase activity; hydroxymethylpyrimidine kinase activity; phosphomethylpyrimidine kinase activity
Source: RefSeq, a predicted model, not a curated record
AACAUAAAAUUUCACUCAUUUUCUCUCCCCCUACUCUUCACUAGCUUAGCUUAUCAGGCAUGGCAGCUAUCUGCACUAAACUCAAAUAAAAUGGCCUCCACUCAGCUCCUCUGUUCCUACGUUGAUUAUCAUUGUCGUCACACUCAGGUUGCCCCAAUAGUUUUCAAACGUGUCAGGAGUUCGAGCUUCUUCCCAUUUUGCAAUUCAGCUACUCAUCGAAAGAAUCAAAGGGCGAUUUUUAUGAAGAUGGAAGCAGAUACAGCUUCAACAACCGUGCACGCUUCUGACAACAAAAUUCCACAUGUUCUCACUGUUGCCGGCUCUGAUUCUGGAGCUGGUGCUGGAAUCCAAGCUGAUCUCAAGGCUUGUGCUGCUCGCCGGGUCUACUGUUCCACCAUCAUCACUGCUGUCACUGCACAGAACACUGUUGGAGUUCAGGGACUGGAAAUGGUGCCAGAGGAUUUUGUGGCAGAGCAGCUCAAGUCUGUGCUCUCUGAUAUGCAUGUUCAUGUGGUCAAAACAGGCCUGCUGCCCUCUCUUAGUAUAAUCGAGGUCGUCUGUCAGAGCUUGAGGAAAUUUCCAGUCAAAGCUCUUGUUGUUGAUCCUGUCAUGAUAUCUACAAGUGGAGAUGUACUUGCUGAUCCUUCAGUACUUACUGGAUUCCGGGAGCAGCUGCUUCCUAUGGCUGACAUUGUGACCCCAAAUUUAAAAGAGGCUUCAGUUUUACUAGGUGAUGUGCCACUGAAAUCCGUUUCUGACAUGCGUGCUGCUGCAAAAUUGAUUCACGAUUUGGGUCCUAGGAAUGUACUUGUCAAAGGUGGUCACCUACCUAAUUCAUUUGAUGCUAUUGACAUAUUCUUUGACGGUUUUGAAUUAUACGAGCUCUGUUCGCCACGUAUAAGUACUCGCAAUACCCAUGGUACUGGUUGUACCUUGGCAUCUUGCAUUGCAGCAGAGCUGGCAAAAGGUUCAUCAAUGCUUUCAGCAGUUAAGAUAGCUAAACGGUUUGUUGAGUCCGCCUUGAAUUACAGCAGGGACCUGGUCAUUGGAAACGGAGUCCAAGGCCCUUUUGAUCAUUUUUUGGCACUCAAGAAUAUCAAUCAGAAUUCUUGUAGGCAGGAUAGGUUCAAUCCAAACAACUUAUUGCUAUAUGCUGUAACAGAUUCAGGCAUGAAUAGGAAGUGGGGCCGUUCUAUUGCUGACGCUGUUAAGGCUGCUGUAGAAGGUGGUGCUACCAUUGUUCAAUUAAGGGAAAAGGAUACUGAGACACGGGACUUUAUUGAUGCUGCCAAAGUAUGCAUUGAAGUAUGCCGUUCCUAUGGAGUACCUCUGCUUAUAAAUGAUCGUAUAGAUGUGGCCCUUGCUUGUGAUGCUGAUGGUGUUCAUAUUGGGCAGUCUGACAUGCCUGCUCGUCUUGUUAGAACUCUCCUUGGUCCUGAGAAGAUAAUUGGCGUGUCAUGCAAGACGCCGGAGCAAGCCCAUCAGGCCUGGAUUGAUGGUGCUGAUUACAUUGGUUCUGGUGGUGUGUAUCCAACUAAUACAAAGGAAAACAAUCGUACCAUAGGCUUAGACGGACUGAGGGAGGUGUGUCAGGCCUCUAAACUGCCUGUGGUUGCAAUUGGUGGCAUUGAUCUGUCAAAUGCCCGUGCUGUUAUGGAAAUUGGUGAGCCAAAUCUGAAAGGCGUUGCUGUAGUUUCUGCUCUAUUUGAUAGGGAAUGCAUUUCCACUGAGACAAAAAACUUGCACGCGUUAAUAAGUGAGCGAGUAUUGUUGAAACAAUGAACAUACAUACCACAAUGUGGGUUGAGCUUUUAGUUAAAGGAGUGGUUGCUGGUUAGAAGAGUUCUACUUGCUUUCGCCUUAAGGUAUAUGUAUAAGUGCAGAUUCUCUAGGGACAUGCUAAAUUUAUGAAAGCAGAAAAAUAAUGAACAAUUUCUGCAAUGGUCAUUAUGGAGCAGAACAGAACAUAUUUGGUGGUUCAUUUGUUUGCCUUGGUUGGAUGUUCGUACCUGCUGAUUUACAGCUCAAAUGGUAUAACAAUAAUUUUUUUUCGGGAAAACUAAUGUAUUUUGUAGUUUGUUCUGGAACUGUUAUUGCAUAAUUGGUGGGAAAGCCUUGUCUAUCAGUGAUCAGUCGGAAAAUUUUCAUCU